Molecule: messenger RNA, 1302 nt
Organism: Giardia duodenalis
Lineage: Eukaryota; Fornicata; Diplomonadida; Hexamitidae
Product: Cleavage stimulation factor 50K chain
Exons: 1
Coding region: 1-1302 (433 amino acids)
Biological process (GO): mRNA 3'-end processing
Cellular component (GO): mRNA cleavage stimulating factor complex
Molecular function (GO): protein binding; RNA binding
Source: RefSeq, a predicted model, not a curated record
AUGAUUAACCGUGCCCACCUCUACCAGCUUAUGGCGAGGCAGUUGCACGACGAUGGCAACUACCUUGCUAGUGUCCUCUUCCAGCGUUCCACGGCCACCCCAUUCCCUCAUUUGCCCGCAGAGUCCCCGUCUCUCCUGCAGCUCGUGAAUCAUUCUCUCGGAAGCACCAGGGGUGUAAGCGAGGUUCAAGGACUCCUUGGUAGCGUCACAUCCAUUGCAGACACGCGUCAGCACUCUCUAGACAGCGGCUUAGCCGGGUCUCGUACAGGCGCCUCUCAGGCCCCUGGGUUUUACGAUCCAAGUAUGCUUCACCACUUCUCUGUGCGGCACGAAGGUAAGUACCAAGACAAGGCCACUUUCAGCAAGUUUUCAGGAGAUGGGAAGUACCUGAUCAGCGGGGCUGCAGACGCGUGCCUCAAGCUGGUUAACGUUGGCAUUGCAGUUCUUUCUGGGCAAGCACUUAAGGAAAAGUACCGCCGCACAUAUUACGGUCACUUCGGAACAGUGACCGACGCAUCUUUCCAUCCUUACGCCCACGUUGUCGCUUCAUGCAGCAAAGAUUCGACUAUCAGACUAUACUCAACGCAGCCAAAGGACGUCGUCCCCAGAGACAUGCUAGAAACAUUCGACCUGGCCACCAGUUUGACAUCAGUAGCUUGGAAUCCCUGUGGAACAAUCCUUGCAGCAUCAUCGGGAAACGAUUCUCAGAUACGUCUCCUUGACAUCAACAAGUAUGAGCGAGGCGCAGGAAUACCUAUCACGAACCCGAUAUCUGGCGCGUCCUCCAUUUCGGCCGUCGGAUUCAACAGCCAACUGGUCUCUGCAAGCCUCAUGUGGGCGACCUAUGGGGGAGGUAUAGUGUUCUAUGACAUACGGAGUGGAAAGACCCUUGCAGACCUCCAUGGCGGCGGCAGAGCAGCAGCCCAGGGGGUAUCCUUUAAGGGGUCGAGGCGAAACGUAUCCGCACACUUCCUCGGGGACGGGUAUCGCUACCUACUUUCUUCGGACGAUCCAUGUGAGCUGUAUGACAUCAGAGACGCAUCUCGGCCGGUCUGUGUGUUCCCAGAUAUUAGGCAAUGCGCAACGACCAUGUGGAAUGACACCAUCAUUGUUGGGCUUAAUGCCGAACAGCGUCCAAAGGCCGUCGGGUGCUUCCUCAGCAGACCAGGACCGGCAACGAUCCUAGACACCAAGUUCAACCUAUCGCACUGCAGCGGCCACCCAACAGAGCCAAUUUUCGCGUUUGUCUACGAUAAGACAGUUCACAUUUCUUAUUGCGGCAGAGACGCGGGUCAAAGGUAG